CUCCUCUGCUAUCCUGCUGACUGUGAUCCACGCAUGACGAAACAUGGCCAACGGAGGCAACAAUACCACAUUAUAUAGUGACCUACUCUUCACAAGCGAUCUCACGUUGCACCAAGACUUUUCUGUCGACGGGAGCAUAUACACUAAUCACCAAGUCGUAUGGCCAAUAGAGAAAUGUAUAGACGAGCAUCUCAUCAACGACUCCAAUAUUGACAUAUCCAAAAUGUACAUGUAUAAUGGAUCUCUUGUUUCAUGUUUGGAACACGCUCCUAUUCUCACUAAAAGUACUGUAAUCAGAGCCAGUGUACUCUCAGCGAUGGCCAUUUUAUCCUUCUUCGGUAAUUUGGCCACGAUUAUCAGCAUACAAAGGGGCAAGAGGGGGCGAGGGAGAGCGAGGCCAUCUUGGACUGCAAUAUACAGCUUGAUAUUCCAACUGAGUAUAGCAGAUUUGUUGGUGACAAUAUUUUGUAUAGCCGGAGAAGCGGCAUGGUCGUUCACAGUGCAGUGGUAUGCGGGAAAUAUAGCAUGCAAAAUAUUUAAAUUUCUGCAAAUGUUUGCGCUGUACCAAAGCACAUUUAUACUAGUUCUGAUAGGAGUGGACAGAUGGCUUGCUGUAAAAUAUCCUAUGAAAAGUAUGGCUACGGCAACUAGGAGUGGAAGGCUCGUCGUCAUUGCUUGGGUGUUGAGUGUGGUACUAAGCAUUCCGCAGACAGUCGUAUUUCGAGUGGCAAAGGGGCCGUUCGUAGAAGAGUUUUACCAGUGCGUCACCCACGGAUUUUACACGGAGCGAUGGCAAGAACAAGCGUACACCACUCUUUCACUGGUCUUCAUGUUUGUUCUGCCUCUGGUCAUACUCAUAUCCACCUAUGUGUCCACCGUGCGGACGAUAGCGCGUAGCGAAAAAGUAUUCAAGCCCGAAGUAAGACGACAAGAAAAAUAUUUCACGCCUGAUAUGAAUAGAAGACGUCUCAUAGACAGGGCAAAAAUGAAGUCUCUGAGAAUGUCUGUGGUAAUCGUCGCAGCGUUUUUGGUGUGGUGGGCGCCUUAUUAUGUCAUGAUGAUUAUUUUCACAUUCCUCAACCCCGAUAAAGAUCAAAGUGAAGAACUUCUCUCCGGGAUAUUCUUCUUCGGCAUGUCAAACAGUCUAGUCAACCCUGUGAUAUACGGGGCGUUCCAUUUGUGGCCAAAAAAGAAACGAUCUCACAGACAUAGCGACAGAGAAUCCGGCGGUCAUCAUGCGUCACUGCUCAGGCGCGGAGACAACAACACAUCAUCAAUCCGACUGACUACCAUUCGCUCUUUGCGAUCCUCGGCGAAAUACUCAAAUGGCCACAACAUAAGUUUAUUAUAACCAGUGCGGAACAAAGUGGACAGAACUAUACGCGAAGAGAGCUUCGCUCAUAGCGAUGUGACCACUGGAAGAAUAGACUGUGCAGUGUGUUUGGAGAGGCAGAGACUAAGGAAACUAAACUACAGAGACUAUUGUAUAUAAGUGGGAAACGUGUGUGAUAUAAUUGAUGGAUGAUAAAACGAUAGAACUUAAGUUAGGCUAAACGAUAGUAUAGAAUAGCUGAGAAUGUUAGGCUUUGAAAAUUUGAAUGUUUACAAAGCAAGUGGGAAUGUGAAGUAUUCCAAAAUGUUUUAUUUUAUUUGCUUCGUACUGUUACUGAUAAAAUAUAUCUGCUCGUGGCUCCUCCCGCGUGAAUGUCUUUUGUAAGGAAAA
Messenger RNA from Manduca sexta (tobacco hornworm), 1723 nucleotides. RefSeq names its product gonadotropin-releasing hormone receptor (gene NGR-A21). NCBI's taxonomy places the organism in Eukaryota, Metazoa, Arthropoda, Insecta, Lepidoptera, Sphingidae. The transcript is spliced from 5 exons. The coding region runs from base 44 to 1351 and encodes 435 amino acids. Gene Ontology annotation, cellular component: membrane. The record is from RefSeq and is a predicted model, not a curated record. Gene Ontology annotation, biological process: neuropeptide signaling pathway. Gene Ontology annotation, molecular function: corazonin receptor activity.